Molecule: messenger RNA, 1266 nt
Organism: Trematosphaeria pertusa
Lineage: Eukaryota; Fungi; Ascomycota; Dothideomycetes; Pleosporales; Trematosphaeriaceae
Exons: 1
Coding region: 1-1266 (421 amino acids)
Source: RefSeq, a predicted model, not a curated record
AUGAGUUCAAACGCCAGCAAAUUAUUCAGAGUCCAAAUUGUGAACAAGGAGAACCUUCUCAGCGGCCGGGAAGUUAUCGGCCUCAACGGGGGAUGGCUUUACAAUGACGAAGUAAAGGACAGAGCGGGCAUAGCCCCUCACCCCGCCUUCCGUAGCAGCCAAGGCUACCUCUACGAGAAGGAGCUAGCGCAGCGAGAGGCGAAGCGAGACACAACGAAACCCAACGGGAUGAAGUUUGCAACCCCCGGACACCCGACGUCGAAAAAGAUCAAAAAAGAACAACGUUCCAAACCCAGGACGCAAGAGAAGUGGGAUUCCUACGUGGAGAACUUCAUCAACAUGCCCUGCCCUGAGAAAGUGGCUUUGGACGGCAUCCAGGGCCCCUUGGAAGAGACAAUGGAGUGGGCAUAUCCACCGUCAAAAUUCCUGUUCGUCGGUCUGCCAUCCCUGCAGACGAUAACGCACACGGCCGCCACGGGCGUCUCGUUCCGACAGCACAUCUUCGCGCUCCAGAUUACCAAAUACCUCCUCGGCCGAGUCCUCGUUAACUACGACGAAGUGGAGACAAAGCUGAACCCUCAGAUCAUCAUCGACUCGACUCACCUGACGCGCGCGGACCGCGAAGUCGUCCUUGAAAAGUAUGAACAGAAUAUCGGUGGCUUAGGCUGCAAAGUCCAACUAGCCUCCAUCGCUAGCAUGUUGGAUAUGGACAAGAGAGGCGCCUUCGUUAUUAUGUUCCAGCCAGAGAACCCGCUGCGACAGAUGUUUGCCGAGCAAGCCGCCGCCGCCUUCCAAGACGAGGGGAAUCACGCCAUAGAGAAGCUUCCACAGGCAGUGCUCUGUGCUCCAUGGAAUGUCGACAACGUAAUGCGGGACACUAAAUGGUUCGACGGAGAUAGGACCUCGGACCUAGUAUAUGAGUGGCUUCACGACCGAUAUAGGUCCAUCCCAGUCACGUCUGGAGAAGAGCUGGAAGGAGACAACCAGAACGUGUCUGCUUUUGGGGAAACGCAUCUUCAUCUGCGCAAGGAUCUCUAUCUUGCGGGUGCUUCGGGUGCAGUUACUCCCAUGCCAGGGCUCACUCCCUUACCUGGGAACUCGCCCGAGCCGAUGCAGGGUGUGUCUCCAUCGACGAUGCUUCAAGUCCUGGAGCCGGCUGAAGCGGCGGUGUCUCUGGGCCACAGUAGGGCACCAACCAGUCAGAAGAGGGAGUCGCCGAAGCUUCCACUGGUAGAACUGCCCGCACCUCCCCCUGCGGUAGUUUGA